AUUGGUUUAGAUCGUGCGCUUUAGCGGCUUUCGCUUCUUCCAUAGUUAACGGUCGUUCAUGAAAUCAUUUACAUAUAUUGUUCGCACAGGAAUUAAAUGAUAUCAAGCUAAGCAGAUAGCCACUGUAUAUUUCUUCACCAUCAAAUAGAAACCAGACGAGACCAGACCAGGUUAGCGCGGUAUUUGUAAGGGCAAGAUGAUAAAUUAUUCAACGAUUAUGAAUUCAGAAGAUCGGAUGCUAAAUUAUUAAAACAGUGAAAAAUAAAUGAACAGUAUAGAGAUAAGAUAUUAAUGCGUGAAUAUACAUAUCAUAUCGUUCGUAGUUAAAAAAUAAUUAUGCAUUUCUAAUGAGAGAUAUAUACAGCAGGUGCUUUUCCACUUGAGCCUUCGCAUCAUAUAACAUCGUGUUUUAUUGUUUCAUUUUUCAUAUUUAGCCAUACUGACGGCAAGCUAGUAUUCUUUCAGAUACCUCAAAACGCGAGAUGCGUACCUGAUUGCUGACGAUUGGAAAAAGAGAAUCCGUAUACGCGUAAGUUCAUACUUCAUUUACCAACUUAUUCUUAUGGAAAUCCUCUAAAGCUGAAGAGCGAGCGGAUAACAAUAAAAAAAAACAUAUAUGCAUGUAUUGAACAUUCAUGCAUGUACCGGCUUUUUAGCCUUUCAAAGUUUCAGUAGUCAUAUAGACAUGAUAAAAAGGUUAGACGCCGUUCGCUUUUCAAGUGAGGAACGACACGAUGAAUUUGACAGGCAACGAUACAUUUCCAAAAUCAACACAUCGAAAUGCAGACAUACCAUUGCAAGAUCAAGUCUGGUUUAGCGUCAUUGGAUACAUUCUUUUUGGGGCAGCUUUCAUUAUUAGUAUUUGUGGAAACUCUCUGUGUGCCUAUAUCAUAUCAACCCGAUUUAGAAUGAAAAGUGUCACAAAUCUUUUUAUUCUUAAUCUAGCAAUUGGAGAUCUAAUUUAUACUUUUUCAAUACCAUUUGAUUUGGCCAUUACAGAAAAUAACCAGAAGUGGAUAUUUCACCGGUAUUUUUGCCAUAUUUUAUCACCAGUUCAAACUAUCUCCAUGUUCUCUUCGCUUUUGACGCUAACAAUAUUGAGUUUAACAAGAUACAGGGCAAUCAUCCACCCAUUGAAAAGACAAAUUGAGGCAAACACUGCGAAAUUUUGCAUUGUUCUAAUUUGGGUGGUUUCUGCGCUUACAGCCCUACCUCAGGUUUACUAUCAAAGAGUUAAUGAUGAUGGUAAAUGUGAAGAAGAAUGGGAAAGUCAUCAAUCGGCAAAGAAAGUUUACACUGCAGUUUUGUUUGGUGUACAGUAUGUUAUACCUUUGACCAUCAUGUUAAUAGCAUAUGGACGUAUUGGGGUGGAACUCUCGAAACCAUCGCCGGGUGAGAAUACUUUGAUACAAGAAGAAAGAGGAAAGGAGGCUAAGAAAGUUGUUUCUAUGCUUAUUACAGUGACGGCAACGUUUGCUAUUUGUACUUUACCGACUUCGAUUAUGUGGCUUUGGUUGGACUUUGGAAAUGCUGACGACACAUUUGCUGAUUUUUGGAAUGUCUUGCAGAUCUUGUACUUCUUCGAUUUCGUGAAUCUGGCGGCUCAUCCAAUUAUUUAUGUGUAUUUCAGCAAAAAUUUCAGAAGUGAAAUGAAGGCGACGUUUCAAAGAAAAAAGCACCAAGCAGAACAUGUCGGAACAAUAGGACAUUUAACAAAACAUUCGCUGAUGUCAACCAAUGUUUAACCUAAACUCCGAACAAAGAGAACAAAUUUGAACCAUAUGAGGGCAAUGCAUGCAUGUUAUCUGCCAUGCAGGCAGUAUAGAAGUAUAGAACCAGAAGAUCGAGACAAUCAACUAAUUAAUGUUACUUCGUGUCACAAGAUCUAUGCAAAUGGUAAUUUAACUUGUGCUGCCAUAUGCCAUGUUAUUGUCAGGUCAGCGUAACAAUCUCCGAGUUGAACAGUUUAAACUAGCGAUAUUGGCGGUGGACGCUGUAGCUGCCUUAAGACUGAGAUAAUAGCUUUGGACACUAGUUAAUAGUUUUUGCUUACCGAUUACGGAUUAUAUCCACUCCUUAUUCAUGCAUUUAAUAUUAAUACGAACAUUCUGUUCGAGUUUCCCACACACAUUUAUUAGGAAAAAAAAUAGUUUAGAAUUGCGUGCUUCUGUAGUUCACCAGGGGCAAAUACCGCAUAUUGUACGCACCAAAACUAGUGUAAUGUUGUGUCGAUCAAGUGAAAUAAUGUAAAUAUAAA
Dendronephthya gigantea is the source of this 2257-nucleotide messenger RNA. Its product is annotated as RYamide receptor-like. Gene Ontology annotation, biological process: G protein-coupled receptor signaling pathway. Bases 735 to 1745 code for a protein of 336 amino acids. NCBI's taxonomy places the organism in Eukaryota, Metazoa, Cnidaria, Anthozoa, Malacalcyonacea, Nephtheidae. The record is from RefSeq and is a predicted model, not a curated record. Gene Ontology annotation, cellular component: membrane. The transcript has 2 exons. Gene Ontology annotation, molecular function: G protein-coupled receptor activity.